AUGGCCAAUACUUGGUGUGAUAGUAAUCAAUCUGAACAAAUUUGGUUUCAAGCGUAUCUUACCAUAUCAUGGAUAUCAUACUUCAUAGCGAUCCGUAAGGACCCAGGCUCACCACCGAUCAAUUUCGAACCCAAUCAAGGAGAAUGGAGAAGAUGGUGUAAGAAAUGUCAGAAUUAUAAACCUGAACGAAGUCAUCAUUGUAAGAGUUGUCAAAAAUGUGUAUUAAAGAUGGAUCAUCAUUGUCCUUGGACAAUGAAUUGUGUAGGUCAUGGGAAUUUCCCUCAUUUUUUACGAUUCUUAUUGUGGGUUAUAUGGACAUCAGGUUAUAUUAUGGUUCAAUUAAGUAAACGAGUUAUACAAUAUUAUGAAGAAAGGAAUUUACCGGCUUAUUUAAUUCCUCGUGGAGAAAUGCUUGCGGUGGUGUUUUUAUUACCAAUUGAUUUCUUUAUGUUUAUAUCGAUUUUAAUUUUAUUUAUAAGAUGUUUAAUUAAUUUUAUGGUGAAAGGUAUGACACAAAUUGAAGUUUGGGAAUCAGAAAGAAUUGAAGGACAAUUUCAUACUGAAAGAUUUUGGCGUCAAAUUAGACUGAAUUAUUUCAAAUUACAUAAUAAGGCAUUACCGAAGUUGACUAGUUGGAGAACUGAAAAUGAAAGAAUACGUGCAGCAGAAGAACUUUCACAGGAACAACAAGAAGAAGAGGAAGAACAAGAAGAGUUGUUGGAACAGGGUGUCGUACCUCAAGAAUACACUUAUGAAGAUUUAAUAUUCCCCUACGAUUUAGGAUUUUGGAAGAAUAUAACCACCAGUAUAGGAUACCCUUAUCAAUGGAUUUUACCAUGGGGAGGACCAAAUAAUGAUGGAUAUCAUAUUGAAAAAAGUGAAGAAUUCAUAGAGGAGGAUCAAUUGGGAUUACCUUGGCCUCCAGAUAGUGGACAUCAAGAAAACACCACUAGUAGUACUAUCAAUCGAGAUAUUGAAUUAGAUCAAAUUCAAAUCAAUGGUCGUACCAAUAUUCAACUAUUAAAGAAAAGAUUAGAUCCUCGAUCAAAUAUGAAACGGACGGAAUGGAUGAAUGAUCAAGGGGAAACAUUGGAUGAUUUAGGAGUUGACAUUGAUGCUGAAGAUGCUGAUCAUGAAGAAUUAUUAUUGAAUCAUCCUGAAUGA
Molecule: messenger RNA, 1164 nt
Organism: Scheffersomyces coipomensis
Lineage: Eukaryota; Fungi; Ascomycota; Pichiomycetes; Serinales; Debaryomycetaceae
Product: palmitoyltransferase
Exons: 2
Coding region: 1-1164 (387 amino acids)
Cellular component (GO): endoplasmic reticulum membrane
Molecular function (GO): protein-cysteine S-palmitoyltransferase activity
Source: RefSeq, a predicted model, not a curated record